This is a messenger RNA of Lepisosteus oculatus (spotted gar), 1195 nucleotides long. The record is from RefSeq and is a predicted model, not a curated record. NCBI's taxonomy places the organism in Eukaryota, Metazoa, Chordata, Actinopteri, Semionotiformes, Lepisosteidae.
UCCCUUUUGUUAUCUAUGACAUCAUGGGAAUCGAUCCAAAUAAAUCUGGGCCAAGUCCUGAUGACUUCAUAAGUGCGAUGAAAGGCCAUAUGAAAGAUGGAUACACGUUCAAUCCAAUCAAACCUCUUAGUGAUAAAUCUCCAGAUUACAAUAAGGAUCCCAGUGUGAACGACACGGCCCACUGUCUUGUCUACGUCAUGGCAGCAGAUCAGCUGAGCAUUAUGGAAGAUCUUGUUCUGAACGUUCUGAAAGAAAUCAGAUCAAAAGUCUCUGACAUUGGUAUUCCCCAGGUUAUGCUGUUAACUAAGGUGGAUAUAGCUUGUCCAUUGGUGGGAAAUGAUCUCCAGAAGGUGUACAGGAGCAGAUACAUCAAAGCAGAGAUAGAAAAGGCUAGUCAGAUAUUGGGCAUUCCUAUAAACUACAUUCUUCCCGUGAAGAACUACUGUGUGAAAACCAGCCUGAAUGAUGACACUGAUGUCCUGGCCCUGACAGCACUGCUGCAGAUACUCAGAUUUACAAACUGCCACUUAGAAAACACGGAUCAAAAGAAAUUUAAGAAAUAGUAGUAAAGUAUUAAUAACUAUGUAUUGAAUUUUAAAAUUUCACUAAGAGAUAUCUGAACAGCUUAAUUAACUCAAUUUAGUUUCUUGUUUUUUUCUGAUAUUCUCAUAUAUCAAUUAGACAUUUGACAAUGCAAGCUAAAAAUGUCUCUAUAUGAGAAUAUGAAUAAAAAUAAGAAUUAAAACCACCUAAUGCUAAUUAGAAUUAAAUCUUGUAUUAGGUUCUGCUAUAUUGCAAGAUAUAAAGUAGCAGAUACUGUAUAUCACUAAUCAAGCAGCCCACUGAAGCUCAGCAGGUGUGAGCCUGGCCAGUACCUGGCUAGUACCUGGAUGCUCAGUAGAGAGCACUGUCCUGCAGUCUCUGUGGGUCCUAAUACAGUGAUGUGCACAAUGUUUUCUACUAUAAUGUAGAAAGGCACUAUCAUUCAUAUGAGAUGUAAAACUGAGGUCCUGACCAAAUUUCCCCCUGGCCUUUACAAUUCAUGGCCUCCUAAUAACCCCCAUCUCUGAACUGGCUUCAUCACUCUGCUCUCCUCCCCACUGAGAGCUGAUGUGUGGUGAGCCUACUAGCAGCCUCUCACUGUAUUAAUUACUGCAUAUAAUGUAAAAGCAAUUAUGUUAUUCACACACUAAAG